UCAGGGAAGGAGGGAGAGUAGACUCGGUCAGUCAAUACCACCGCGCCUCACAUGUCUUCUUCCCCAGAGGUGCUCAUGAGGUUUGUUCUGGUGAAUCAGGAAGAAACAAAAUGCUCAAAAUGGAAAUUACAAUAGAAUUGCACUUCUGGAUACGUUAUUAACCCGUCACGUAGACGUGAGAAUGGAGACCAAAUAGUUGUAUCUGCUUAGACCUGUGUUUAAUAGCUGUUCCAUCCGUGCAGAAAUGAGAUGAGCGUGCUUGUGAGAAAAUGUGUAAUUACCAACCAAAAGUCCAAACUUCGGAUACUGUUGUUAAAACAUCUCGAUAUAUGGUAACUUCAUAAAAUAGCAUAGGCGCCCAAUUAUUCACGGAGCGUUUAGGCGCGUCUCUAUUUGUAUUUGAGCGGCGGCGCAGGAUGGGGCAGCGCUCUGUUUUUACGCCCAACGCAUUUGGAUACAUACAGGUGCUACAAGGAAACGAUGGUGAGGACAGAGACGCAGAGUCGUGGAAACGACGGAGUUAAAAGUUAUUCAAUCAGUUCAAUUAAUUAUAAUCUCUAAAGAAGCAUAUCACUAGAAGCGGCGUUAACGUCACUCUCUCCCGCCUAUCAAGCGCCUAGUAUGCGAUAUCUGAAAUGAGGCAGGGCGUCCGCUUGUCCUGAUAUGCCUCUCAUACGCGAAGAUGACACAGGACGAGAGGAGCAUCUCAACAAUUGACACGGAAGACGACUUUCUCCACGCGUCAUCAUUGUUUCAAGAUAACCUUUCCGGGGAGGAUAUCAUCAUAUAACAAAGUGAAUGGUUUUUUGAUUGAAGAGAGAUUUUUUUUUAGAUUGAAACUAGAUGCUUUUCAGGGAAGUAGAAAGAUAGAAAGUCACCGGGGUGAAAUAUGGAGCGUGGAUUAUUCAACCACCUGUUCUCAGCUAGGACCACUGCGUUCUGUUGUUUCUUCUUAUGUGAGUCAAUUUUCUGUCUUGAGAAGGCCCAUUCGCAUGCGGAGGACGAGCUGUUCAAGAAACUCUUCAUCGGGUACAACAAGUGGUCCAGACCCGUACCCAACAUCUCAGAUGUCGUUAUCGUCAAGUUCGGACUCUCCAUAGCACAGCUUAUUGAUGUGGACGAGAAAAAUCAGAUGAUGACAACCAACGUCUGGCUGAAACAGGAGUGGAAUGACUACAAGCUACGCUGGAGACCGUCUGACUACGACAACGUCACGUCCAUCAGAGUACCGUCAGAACUCAUCUGGGUCCCAGACAUCGUCCUCUACAACAAUGCGGACGGUGAGUUCGCCGUAACCCACAUGACCAAGGCCCACCUGUUCUACAAUGGGAAGGUGCGCUGGGUUCCCCCGGCCAUCUAUAAGUCCUCCUGUUCUAUAGACGUCACCUUCUUCCCCUUCGACCAGCAGAACUGUAAGAUGAAGUUUGGUUCCUGGACUUACGACAAGGCUAAAAUUGACCUGGAACGAAUCGAGAACACUGUGGAUCUGAACAACUACUGGGAGAGUGGAGAGUGGGCCAUCAUCAACGCAGUGGGAACAUACAACACCAAGAAGUACGACUGCUGUCAUGAGAUCUACCCUGAUAUCACCUACUUCUUCAUCAUCAGACGGCUGCCUCUCUUCUACACCAUAAACCUGAUCAUCCCCUGUCUGCUCAUCUCCUGUCUCACCGUCCUGGUCUUCUAUCUCCCCUCAGACUGUGGGGAGAAGAUCACUCUGUGUAUCUCCGUCCUCCUCUCCCUCACCGUCUUCCUGCUCCUCAUCACAGAGAUCAUCCCUUCCACCUCCCUGGUCAUCCCUCUGAUUGGAGAGUACCUCCUCUUCACCAUGAUCUUCGUCACUCUCUCCAUCGUCAUCACCGUGUUUGUCCUCAACGUCCACCACCGCUCCCCGGGGACCCAUAAGAUGCCUCGCUGGGUCCACUCUGUCUUCCUGGACCUGAUCCCCAGGUGGCUGUUCAUGAGGCGGCCUGCGCCGGACGGAAGGAGAUGCAGGUUGUUGUUGCUCCAACAGGGGGCAGCGGUGGCACGGCACCAGGGACGGACCACCAACACUAGACUACCAGGCCUAGUCCGUCCUCCCUGCCUCAGCACCUCAGCCAGCUGGCUUCGGGACGGAGGAGGUGGGACCACAGAGGAUCCCCAGAGACGGACGCCCUGUUAUGAGGACCUGGAGCUGGGGGCUUUGACCUCGUACUUCUCCUUCCGCCCUCUGUCACCCAGACCCCCGGGCUCCACUCCUCCACCCCAGCAGAACCACCCACCCCCAGGGGCAGGACAGCCCCAGAACCGCCUGGAUAGGGGAGGAGGAGGAGGUGGGGGAGGAAGAGGGGUGAAUAGAAGGGUUAACCCCACCCAGCGACCAGAUAAGAUAGAUAACUUGGUGUCAGAGUCUAGAGGGAUAGAGUUCCCUCUGUCUCCCAGCGUUAUACGGGCUCUGGAGGGGCUGCACUACAUCGCAGACCACCUGAGGGCAGAGGACGCUGACUUUAGUGUGAAGGAAGACUGGAAGUACGUUGCCAUGGUGAUCGACCGUAUCUUCCUGUGGAUGUUUAUCAUCGUGUGUCUGCUGGGUACCAUCGGUCUCUUCCUUCCUCCCUGGUUGGCCGGCAUGAUCUAGGACCUUGUGGUGUCUGUGAUACCCGCCCCGGGAGCGGGUACCAUGGGACUGGCACUACAAUGACAGGCCGGUGGUAGGAGUGGAGACAGAUGAAGGACUGUCACUAAGUUAGUAGGAUGACUACCAAUAAGGGAGUCACAUUGAGUCCACCGGGCUAUGACGUGACGUGAUGUGAACGGGCAAAAGUGGUGAGAGAGGAGCGCCCUCAUACAGUAAUCUGCGCUGCUCGGUCAUGUUGUCAACAAGGCAGCAUGGUGCAUCGUCCAGGAAACAUAUAUAUUUUAUGGAAAAGAUGUUUGAAUUUUCAAACUAGUUUUCAUUGAGAAGGCUGAUAUAAAGCCUUUGUUAUUAAAAUGAAAUCCCUUUUGCAUGUGAAAACACAGAAUCCUACAACACGUGCUUAACCCACGGCACUUUUUGUUUUGAGCCUGGGAAGCAGUAACAGAAUCCCCUAAAUGUACUGCUUCAUAUUGGAGAAGCAAUGACUUGUGGGUAAAUUCUAUCCAAUAAGAUUACUUGGCUGUUUUCAAGGAAGUAAGGGGCAAAAAGAAGACUAACUUCUUAGUAUGAACUCUGAAUCAGUUUGUACUACCACUCACUCACUCACUCACUCACUCACUCACUCACUCACUCACUCACUCACUCACUCACUCACUCACUCACUCACUCACUCACUCACUCACUCACUCACUCACUCACUCACUCACUCACUCACUCACUCACUCACUCUGCUGCCAUAACAUUAUAAAGCAUAUUCUUUAACAAUGUGUUGCUGUGUAGUAAAGACUGUAUAAAUACAAAAUGUCUGUUUUGGGAAUGAAUAGGAAUAAACAUGGCUUUCAUAA
Messenger RNA from Salmo salar (Atlantic salmon), 3465 nucleotides. The record is from RefSeq and is a predicted model, not a curated record. Lineage: Eukaryota; Metazoa; Chordata; Actinopteri; Salmoniformes; Salmonidae.